Molecule: messenger RNA, 5594 nt
Organism: Mirounga angustirostris (Northern elephant seal)
Lineage: Eukaryota; Metazoa; Chordata; Mammalia; Carnivora; Phocidae
Gene: ANHX
Product: anomalous homeobox
Exons: 9
Coding region: 16-1431 (471 amino acids)
Biological process (GO): regulation of transcription by RNA polymerase II; skeletal muscle fiber development; regulation of skeletal muscle cell proliferation
Cellular component (GO): nucleus; transcription regulator complex
Molecular function (GO): RNA polymerase II cis-regulatory region sequence-specific DNA binding; DNA-binding transcription factor activity, RNA polymerase II-specific
Source: RefSeq, a predicted model, not a curated record
UGAACCCGACGCGGGAUGCAGAGCUUCCUGAAGCUGCUGAGGGAGAGUGGGGGCACUGGGCCACCCUUGGCAGAUCUGGUGACUCUUGCAGGCAGGCUGUGCCGGGACCUCCAGGAUGACCCAGCCCAGGUGCAGCCCUUGGCCACCGCCGUGUUGGACAGCCCGCUCCGCCUGCACCUCCUAGACAACGCGGAUGUGGCCCUUGUGUGUGCCCGGGUGCUGGCCCAGCAGGAGCAGCAUCAGGCUGCCUGCCGGGUCCUGGAGGGUUGCCAGGUGCCUGGAGGCAGCCAGGAGCUGGUACAGCUCUGGAACGACAUUCACUACCGCCUGGUCAUGAAGCGGCUGGGCGUGGCCGUGCUAACCCCAGUGCAGAAGUUCCGCUGCAGAAAGAGGAACCCACCACCCCCCUCCCUCUGCCCGGACGGCCCGAAGAGCCGGAACUUUCCCAGAGAGGUUCGCCAGAAGCUGCACGACUUUGCCUCUGGCGUGAGCACCAACCCCAGCAAGGCCGAGAGGGAGAACCUGGCCCUGGAGACGAGCCUGACUGUUGAGCAAGUGUACAACUGGUUCGCCAAUUACCGGCGGCGCCAAAGGGCCCUUCUCCAGCGCCUGCAGCCAGCCGCGGAGGACGCAGUAGAGGAGCCCAGUGUGAGGGAGAGGGCCCCGGACCGCCCGCAGCCCUCAGGCCAGCCCCGCCUCGGCCCUGGGGGUGCGGACAGGCCUCAGUGGCCAGCAGGACAGGAGGAAAAUGGGCCUGCACAGUCCAGGGAGACCACUCAAGGGCCAUGGGAGUCGCUGGCCCUGGCCCCAGACUUUUCUGGAGAUGAGACUCUGCCAAAGCCCCUGCCUCCCAGGUCUCUGCAGGGCGGUGAGAUGUACCAGGAGGGGCCUGGCCACAGUCCUGCCACUCUCCCCCACAUCUGCCCAGGCCCUGGCCUCUGCCCUCUGACUGCUGGCAGUGACAUGCUGGACCCUUCUUUGGCUGCCCCUGAGUCAUGGCUGAUGUCCCUUGCACUGGCGUCCUCCAAGGAAGUUUCCUUCCAGACUGGGCUGGACCUCAUGAUGCGCCCCGCAGAUGCCACUGUGGCUGUGUCCAUCACUGCCCUCGGUGAGACCAGCGCCACAGGAUUCGCUGACCCACCUGUUGGCAACCCCCCGAGCAUGUACCUGGAGGAAGGUCCAGGCACCAGCGUUGGCCAGGCAGAACAACAGGCGGGCGGCUUCCUGGUGACACAGCCUCCCGAAUUCCUCCUAACCCAGAGUCCCCUGGAGUUGGCACCGGGCCCCUCCUUCUCCAGCCCUGUUUCUGCUGUGGACCUGAGCCAGCCCUUGCCCUCCAACCAGGUGCAGUGGCCCGAUGGCCAGGCCUCCAGCGACGCCUUCUGGGGAGCCCGGAUGCUUCUUGAGCUUUCAGGGGGCAGCCUGGGUUGAGAUGUCCCUUUGGGGUAUCCAGCCAGUGCUCCCAGGGGAGCAGGUGUGGACAUCUAGCCUUUCAACACAUGUUACGUAGAGCUUUAUUCCAACUGAAGAGAGGACCCCAGAGUUCCUUGGGGCGUUCCAGUGGGAAGCAUUGAGGUUGCGUAGCCCCCUGCCAUGUUUGAAUAAUUUGGUUGGCAGCUUAGUGUAUCAGGGGAAGCAUUUGAGAAGCUCUUGAGCUCAGAAGUCCAAGGGGUCAGUUUCACUCAGGCAGCGGGGGAGUGUGGAGUCAAGCUCCUGGGCAGGUUCUGGGCAGAGAACACCUUUCUGGAGAUAGAGGAGAAUGUUGCACUGCUGUCUGCCCUCGCCGCUCUGUGACAGUUAAGUUGGCGAGUGGGGCAUGGGCAGUGUUCUGACAUUUCUAUGUCUUGGGGGUGGGGGCUUCUACAGAAGCUAAUAUGGUUGGGAUGGCUCAGGCAGGGUGGGGCAGGGUGCAUUUUCCCCGCAGGUUGUAAUUCAUUGUGUUUGUAAAACAAAUGUUCUGUUCAAUUAAAUUACAGUUCAAUGUUCUGAACUCUCCCCUUUUACUCACUUAACUACAUCUUGGACACCUGUCCCUGUCAGUCCUUUGCCUUUCUGUCCCUGGCUGGCAUUUCACAGUAUGAGUGUGCAUUGAUUGAUGCACCAGUACCCUAUUGAUCUGAUUGUUUCUAAUGUGUCUGUUUUAUAAGCAAGGUCACAGUGGGCGUCUCUGCCCUUUGCCCUUUACCUGACUGUUUUGUGGGAGAAGGAAUUGCCCUGGUGCUAGAUGCCACCAUGUCCAAGCGCACAGGGCCCCAGGGGCCGAGUGUGAUGUGAUUCCUGAUGCAGAGGUGACUUUGACACUCAGGACUGUCACUGCCAGGAACAGGCCCUUGGUCCUUGCCUUACCCAUUGUGUCAGUUGACAGUGGUGUGCUGAGCAGGGAGCAAAGUCAGUUUUGUGCUCUCAGGCGGCUCACAGGCUCGUCAGGAAUAAGCAGGCAAUCAUGGGUAGUUGCUGAGAGGAUGGUGUGAAGUGAGGGAUGGCUGAGAACCCAGGGUAUGUGGUGCUGGAAUGACAAGACGCUGAGAGCUUCCUGAAUGGGCGGCGGGGGUGGGGGGGUGGCAGCUGAGCUGAGACAGCUGUGCUCCCCCACCACAGCCCAGGGCUCUCAGCUGUACUCCUCUCCCCUCACCUUUACUCUGUGGACCGUGGACCCAUCCUGUCCCUUCCUCAUCGCCACAAUGGCGCUGCCCAAGCACCAGCAGUAAUAUGUACUUCCUCUCAGGGACGCUGACUCGCAUCCUGUUCCCUAGAAUCAGGAAUCUUUUAGUUGUCAAAUCUUUCUUUAUUGUGAAACAGUCACAGACUUAUAAAAAGUUGCAAAUAGAACACAAACAUGUUUUCCUUUCAUCCUUUUGAGAACAAGUUACUGAGCUGAUCCCUGUUUCCUUGAGAGAAGGAAUUCUGCAUUCUCCUCAUGUGAUCACCAGUCAGGAAGUGAGUGCUGGUAUUUCCUCACCUUCUUCCAGACCUCACUGAAGUCUAAUCACUUGUCCCGGCAACACCCUGAAUGACAGAUGAAUCCCGUCACAUAGCAUGUGCUGCGUGCCCUUGACUGUCUUGUCAUUUAGGCCACAACAGGCCCGAUCUUCUCCUGGACUUUAACGACUUUGACACUUUGGAAGAGUACAAGCCAGUUAUUCUGUAGAAUGUCCCCCAGAGUGGCCGUGUGGGAUGUUUCCAUGCAAUUCGGGAAAUACCCCAGAAGUGACAUGAGGCACUUACCCUGUCUUACAGAUAGCACAUGAUUUUGAUUGUGCAGUUGUUGUUGGUGCUCAUCUUGAUCACUUCAUUAGGGUGUUUUCUGCCAACCUUCUCCACUACAGUUACUCUUUUUGUAUAUUUUGGGAGGUAGUGCUUUGAAACUGUGUAAACAUGCUGUUUCUCAUCAAGCUUUCCAUUGACUCAUGAAUUUCUCUAAUGUGCUUACAUUUUCAUAAUUCAUGAACACAUUAUUAACCUAGUUCUGGCAUCGCCACGGCACCAGCUUCCUUCAUGUACAAAGUGUACACCCAUGAAGAUUCACUCUUCAACCUUACGUGCCACUCAGCUACGUGGUGAUUUGUUUUAAUCAUUGAGGUACGUAACUCAUCGUGCAUUACCUGUCACCGAAGGAAGCACAGUGAUCCAAUUCAUCCUGCCCUCAGUCAUUCAAAGUCUGCAUAAAAUACCUGCACAGUUGAUAAACACUUUAGAGAGGGUUAGGGAUUAACCCUAGGGUGUGAUGGGCGGUGCGGCCCUUUGGCCUUCCCUGGAAAUGUGCAGAGCUCUGGACCCAUCCCAGUCUUGGCCUUUCCUGAGCCGAAAGGAAGUACCUAUAUGUGAGGUGGUCACGGUCUGAGGCAAGAACCUCCUGGACGGGCUGUGGGAGCACCUCCUGGGGAGUCUCCUUCCCCCACCCUUUACAGACACUGGGCUCGAUCCUAAAAGUUCCAGAGCACAGACUCAGCCAGCUGGAUCGUGUCCGUUUUGUGGCACGUGGACUGAAGUCUCUGGAGCUGACUGUUGACUGAGACUCGAGCUCCUCUGGAGGGGCUCCUGUGCAGUGGUCAGACGUCCUGAGUGGCUGGAGGCCUCUCCCCGUCCCGCAUGCCCAGCGCCUGUGCACCCAGCUCCCACCCUGAGGCCCACACUUCCCUCUCUGCUGUUUGAUCCCAGGCCGCUCUGAGAGAGAUGUGUUGGCCCUAGAGAGUGUUCUGCCCUUACCCCCUUGAGGGGCCAGCCUGGGUCCAGUGGACGUAGGUGCUGUGACCAGGCCAAGGGCCUCUUCCUGUGCCUUGCGGAGGCCCUUCCCUUCCUGAGAUGAAAAGGGAUAUGGGGGCUGUUUCAAAUGGCUGAUGGCUGACGGCGGCCUGGAGGAGGUGUCAGAGGCUUUCUGGGCCCUAGUAGUGGCAGGGGGGAUGUUCAGUGAUCAGCUCCAGGGAGGCCAACUUCUCUGCCUCUCCUUGUCUUCAUAGUUGCGUGGGCCCCAGGAGGUUGGGAUGUGUGGCCAGACCUCCCAGACAACCAGGGCCAGAAGUGAUCACCCAGCUUUGGUCUGUGAAGGGCCCUGCCUUCACCCCCACCCUCUGUGGUGUGGAGACUGCUGGAGAGGGCAGAGGGUGCCUGUGUUGAUCUCUUCGGUCAAGCUACGUGGCCUAGAAUAACAGAUCUGCUGUGUCACAGGUCUAGAGGCUGGAAGUGUGAUGUGGGUGAUGUCGUGGCAUUGAAGGCUCAAGGGGAGCUUUCUCCAGGUUCCGGUACUUCCUUGGUUUGGGACUGCAGAGCUCCAGUCUUCACACAGCACUUUUCCUGUGUGUGUAUCUCUGCCCGGUUCUUCUUGUUAAUACCAACAAAAUCUACCAACAUAAUCAUGAUCUGAGUGACUUCAUCUUGACUUGAUCAUCUCUGAAGACCGUAUUUCCAUAUCAGUUCUCAUUCAGGGGUAUUGGGGAUAGGAGUUCGACAUCAGAAAUUUGUAGAACAUAGUUCAACCCAUAAUGGUGUCCCUGCCUCUGCCAAUGAUCACCUCCCAACUGGCCCAAGAAGGCACUGUGGUGUCUCUGGUGUACCCCUUGGGUGCCUCCGGCAGAAGACCACAUCCCGUCUGGCCACUGGCUGCUGGGGUUUGGGUGGUACUGGGAUCGCCCACAGAGUGAGGGCUGGGAUGAAACGGUUCUGGGCUUGGAGGUGCUGACGUUUUGAAGGUAGGAUGAAAUGGAGGCCUGUCUGGGUGCUGAGCCAGAGGCAAUCAUUUCUUGGGUAUGUUUUUUUUUUUUUAAAGAUUUUAUUUAUUUAUUUAUUUGAGAGAGAGAGCACAAGAGGGGGGAGCGGGAGAGGGAGAAGCAGACUCCCUGCUGAGCAGGGAGCCCGAUGCGGGACUCGAUCCCGGGACUCCAGGAUCAUGACCUGAGCCGAAGGCAGUUGCCCAACCAACUGAGCCACCCAGGCGCCCAAUUUCUUGGGUAUGAUUAUCAAAAGCACAGGUAAUAACAGAAAAAAAAAUAGGACUUCAUCAAAAUUAUAAAGUUAUGAAUAUCAAAGGACACUAUCAAGAAACUAAAAAGAUACACUACAUCAAAAAAAAAAAAAAAAAAAAAAACCUAAAAAGAUAA